CAUAAUUAAGUUAAAAUGGAACAUAAAUACCUUACUCAAAAGAAGAAAGGGAUGAAUGAGAGCAGAAAUCAUUACCAAAGCUCCGGUAGAAAAGGAUUGCAGGAAAUGAAAAAGGAAUUGCAUGACGAGCUUCAUGGAAAAUUUAGCCCUAGAAGAUUUAAGAGAAGGACCAACGACAGAAUGGCCAAGCAUUACCAUUCGAAAAGGAAAGACCAUAAAAACAGAGAAUACUCUGUCAGGAGGGCCAUGAGAGGAACUUAUAUCAUUCCUGAAAACCAAACUGAUGUAUUGCUUGAGUUCAGAAAAAGAUCUCGCAGAUUUAAGUUCGAGGGUUCUUUCACUGGUAAUUUUAAUGUCGGUGCUCAAGAAACUUCUAACCGUAACCCAACUACUGACUCAGAUGACCUUCAUACUCCUACGAGAAGAAGAUCAAAAAGUUGUUCAAAUCCUGAGACGAAUAGUCUUGAUGAUCUUAUUGUCCAAUCUGAAAUGAAUAAAGCUGAUUUGAGGGAACGUACAGUUGUAGCUUUGCAUAAAGCAGCUGAAGUAAUUGGUUCGUAUGCUGAAACGAAUUCUCCUGGCAAUGUUUUAGAGAAAACCCAAGAAACUUUGAACGAUUUUAUCAAGAAUGCAGAGUGGAAAAGGCAAAUUUAUGACUCCAAAGAAGGUCAGCAUAAACAAAAUGAAGAAUCAAAAGAAUUAUCAUCAGUAAGUGAUUACUCUGUUGUCAAGAAUGGAAGAUAUCCCAUCAAGUCUUCCAAUUCAAGCGGUCCCCAUCCAGACUUAAAACUUCCAGGGAAAUUUCAAAGAAGCACUCCAGGUAAAUCUAUCAACAUUGCAGAUACAUCUACUGGAGAAGAACACUCCAACAAGGAGUUGUCAUCUAUCAAAGAAGAUCUUGCUCCUGAAGAUAUCGAAGAAUCUUCAAAUAUCAAACUUGAGUGGGAGCAUUUUGAUGAUAAGGUUUUGACUCUUUUGAAGGUUGAAGGAAUUGAAAGGUUUGACCAAAAGGUUUUGCAGCGCCAGUUUAGAGAGAAAAGAUCUCUCCAGCAUAAAACUCAGGUGCUAGUUAUCAAAGGAAAUGGACCUGUCAACCCUAAGCUUUUCUCAUUCUUAGUUGGAGAGCAAGAAGGUUUUGCUGAAGACAUCAUCAGUACCUUUGAUGAAUUAUGGAUCAAAGGCUGCAGUUUUAAGCUAGAGGAGCUAGACGAAGUUAUCAGAAAGCUCCCAAAGCUCCAAAUGCUUGUAAUAGAUAGAGUAAAUAUUCUAUCAUCAUUAUCCAAAUUCAUAAGGAGCCCAUUUUUAUCAGGAAUCGAAAGAGGUAAUGUAAAAUUUGAGGUUUGUAAGCUCAAUAACUUCACCUUCAAAAGCAAAGAUAUAAUCAGUUCAAGCCAGUCGGAAAUUACAAAAUUCCUGAAGAAGCUCUACACUAGCUUCGAGAAGUUUGUUAGCACUAAGAUAGCUAUUUCAAACUCGAGCAUAGUAGAGUCAGUCAAAAUGAAUAUACUGAAGGAUCUUGAGGCCAACUAUCACACCCAAGUUGUGUGUGAAGAAGAGAGUAUUACGUUCCUGUGCCAAUCUACACUCUCAGAGAACUAAACUCAGAUUAAGAAGCUAAAAUAAGAAGUCCUUCCUCAGCAUUUAUAUUAUACUAUUAAUUCCAAU
Molecule: messenger RNA, 1665 nt
Organism: Moneuplotes crassus
Lineage: Eukaryota; Ciliophora; Spirotrichea; Euplotida; Euplotidae
Source: the annotation of a GenBank genome assembly